Messenger RNA from Ipomoea triloba (trilobed morning glory), 2130 nucleotides. Its product is annotated as endoglucanase 2-like. Lineage: Eukaryota; Viridiplantae; Streptophyta; Magnoliopsida; Solanales; Convolvulaceae. Gene Ontology annotation, molecular function: hydrolase activity, hydrolyzing O-glycosyl compounds. The record is from RefSeq and is a predicted model, not a curated record. The coding region runs from base 384 to 1958 and encodes 524 amino acids. The transcript is spliced from 7 exons. Gene Ontology annotation, biological process: carbohydrate metabolic process.
GGCACAAGAAAGCAACCAACCGUGAAAGGAACGAGCGAUGAAGAAUGGCAAAAUCGUAAUUGCAAUAAAACUGAAAAACCAGAAACUGUGAAGCCAACCACCAAUUCAAGGAGGAAUACGUUCAUCUUCACAAGAAUUGUCGGUGCUCUGUUCCCAAAAACACCUUCUCAGGCCGGGGGCCACAACGUAAUUUCCAUUUUGCGUUUAUUUUAGCCUCCUCUCCGAUCGCCCGGCGCCCUUUCAUCUUCCCUUUCCGUCAUUGUGCCGUCCAUUUCCCCCAUCAAACCAAAAAAAAAAAAGAAAGAUAGGGAAUAAAGCUGUUUGCAAAUCCCUGAAAUUUUCUCUGAAAUUGUUGAUCCAAUUGCAGAUAAAUCGUAGGUUAAAUGGGGAGGAGAUCGAAGUCGUCGAAAGGGAACUGUUGUGGGUGGGUUCUGUUGGCGCUGGUGGCAUUGGCUAUUGGGUGCGCCAUUUAUGUGCUUAUGAAUCCCAAAGAAGCAGAAUUCCCGGACCCGGAGCCCGGGCCUCCCGGAAAGCCUAUUAAGAAAUACGCCCAUGCUCUGAAACUGGCAUUGGAGUUCUUCGACGUACAAAAGGCUGGGAAGUUGGAUGAAAACAAAAUACCAUGGAGGGGGAAUUCUGCACUCAAAGAUGGAAGCCAAGCUAAGCUGGAUCUUAGUAAAGGAAUGUAUGAUGCUGGAGACACCAUUAAAUUUGGAUUCCCCAUGGCUUACACUGCUUCAGUGUUGUCGUGGGCGAUCCUCGAGUAUGGUGACCAAAUGGAGGUGGCGAAGCAACUUGAACCUGCCCAAGACUCACUCAAAUGGAUAAUGGACUUCCUUGUGAAUGCCCAUCCCUCUCCUAAUGUCCUCUAUAUUCAGGUGGGGGAUCCCAAAAGUGACCAUAAAUGUUGGGAAAGGCCUGAAUCCAUAACCAAGGCAAGGCCUCUAAUCCAAGUGAACACAUCUGCCCCGGGCACAGAAGUUGCAGCUGAAACUUCAGCAGCAAUGGCUGCAGCAUCUCUGGUGUUUAAAUCCUCAGACUCUGAUUACUCAGCCUUGCUUCUGAAACAUGCUAAAGAGCUGUUUGCCUUUGCUGAGAAACAUCGAGCCUCGUACAGUAAAAGCAUUCCCCAAGUGGCUGCAUAUUACAACUCAACCGGGUAUGGCGAUGAGCUCUUGUGGGCAGCGACUUGGCUCUAUCACGCGACAGGAGACGAAACGUAUUAUGAUUUUGCAACGGGGGACGAUGCAGAUGAGUUUGUUCAGUGGGGAAGUCCCACCUGGUUUAGCUGGGAUGACAAGUUUCCCGGAGCUCAGGUUUUGAUGUCUCGGGUGAGUUUUUUCAAGUCGAAAGGGCUCUCAAAUUCUGUCACUCUCGAGAAGUAUAAGAGUACUGCAGAGGCUGUUAUGUGUGGCCUUUUACCAAAAUCCCCAACUGCCACAUCAAGCAGAACAGACUCUGGUUUAAUAUGGGUGAGCGAGUGGAACGCCUUGCAACACUCUGUCGCGUCUGCCUUCUUAGCUGUCGUUUACAGCGACUACAUGCGUUCGUCUCGCACUGCAAGGAUCACGUGUGAUGGCAAACAAUUCACACCAUAUGAUCUCAGGGAUUUCGCCACUUCACAGGCCGAUUAUGUGCUGGGAGAUAAUCCAAUGGAGAUGAGCUACCUCGUUGGGUACGGGGAUAAGUACCCGGAGUACGUUCACCAUAGAGGAGCCUCGAUCCCUGCAAACGCAAAACCGGGCUGCAAACAGGGCUUCAAAUGGCUCGAUUCAUCCAAACCGAACCCGAAUGUUGCAGUUGGAGCCCUAGUUGGAGGGCCAUUUUUGAAUGAUACAUAUGUUGAUGCAAGAAACAACUCAAUGCAGGGAGAACCAACAACAUAUAACAGUGCACUCCUUGUUGGGCUUCUUUCUGGUUUAGUUACCACAUCCUCUGUGGUUAAGUCUUUUGUUUAAGGUAGAUUUCAAGAAAAUCCCACUAUAUAUACAUGUGUGUUGAGCCUAUCAGCUGGUUUACUUUCUUGUGAUCCUUUGCUGAUUCCAGUCACAAAACCUGAUUUAUUAAAUAUAUAGACAAGAUAAAUGAGACACGAAAUCCCACUAUAUAUACAUGUGUGUGUUGAGCCUA